Entelurus aequoreus (snake pipefish) is the source of this 1318-nucleotide messenger RNA. Its product is annotated as ankyrin repeat domain-containing protein 10-like. Lineage: Eukaryota; Metazoa; Chordata; Actinopteri; Syngnathiformes; Syngnathidae. The transcript has 6 exons. The record is from RefSeq and is a predicted model, not a curated record. The coding region runs from base 91 to 1110 and encodes 339 amino acids. Gene Ontology annotation, molecular function: protein binding.
AGACUCGAAGAUUAUCUCUUCUUCCUUUGUGUUUGAAAUUAGUUCAGACGGGACAAUUUGACCAGGAAACAGAGCUUUCAGACUUUACAAAUGUCCCUAGAACAAGAAGUAGACGUUCUUAACGAUAAUGAGGUGUUCAAUAGAUUAUUCCCCAUUCAUCGCGCUUGUCGGGAUGGAGAUGUUGGGGCUUUGCUGUCAUUUCUCCAGGAACACACUCGUCUGACAACUGAGGACUCUUACUACGGCUGGACCCCCAUUCACUGGGCAGCUCACUCUGGACAGUUGGAGUGUGUCAUACGCCUGGUGCAGAUGGGUUGCGAUGUGAACACGGUGUCAAGUCGCUUCAACCAGACCCCAACACACACAGCGGCAUUUGGCGGGCAUCCUCACUGUGUGUUGUGGCUAUCACGGGCAGGUGCGGACAUCAACCAUCAGGAUUUGACGGGUGAGGCUCCCAUCCACAAGGCUGCCAGGGCCGGAAGCUUGGAGUGCAUCCAGGUGCUUAUGAUAGCGGGCGCAAAAACACAUUUAAGGAACGCCAGCGGGCAGACUGUGGCUGACCUGGCAGGCAGUCACGGCUUAGACGACUGCCUUCGCCUCAUCUCCAACCUUCUGCAGCUCAAUGAAAAGCCUAUCUGUGGUCCUGGUCUGCUGGGCAGGAAAAGGCUGCAUUCUGCUUUUGAGAAUGGUCACAUAAAAAAGGCAAAGAGAGAUGAGUUUCUGCAGAUAAAUAAUGCUGGAGUUGAUGACUGCAUGGAUUCCAACCCUUCAGAUUCCAGCACCAUCAUAAACCGCUCUCAUCCACUGCUGCCGCUGUCUCCUCUUGACCAAAUGAAUGGGGAACCAAUGCUUCCCAACCAGGAUGAGGAUUCCACUCCACUGUCUUGGCAGCAGGUUGGUGGUCCACACUGUCAGCACAGAUCAGAGGACAUGUGCGGCUCCCUGCAUCGAACAGCAAGUCCCAGCAACUGUGUGUCCCAUCGGCCGAUGUUGCCCGGCCUGUCGGAAGCGGACUGCAGCGACUUUCUAAAUUAUGGACAUUAUCACGGGUUCGGGGACACAGCAGAGGAGCUGACCCAAAGAGGCCUUCAAGAACAGAAGUCACUUUAAAGGCAUUGGAAGUGACAUCCAUCUGUGCCAGGAUUUAUAAUCUUUUUUUCUCACAGAUUAAUUUUUAUUUCACCAAAUAGUCCCAAAAUAUUUUUAAGAGUACUUGGGGAUUUUUUGAUAACACUCAGCAGUUUGGGAAUGUGCAUUCGGUGCUGCAUAUAAAAUACUUGCUUUCCUAAUAAACACAUUUUUGAAGUUUUACAAAGAA